GCGCGGGGCAGCGCAGGUUCCCGUCGGCGCUCGGUGCGGCCUGGCACUGCGAGGAGGGGCGGCCGCGGCCCCGCGCACGGCUAUGGACCCGGCCGAGGCCGUGCUGCAGGAGAAGGCCCUGAAGUUCAUGUGCUCUAUGCCCAGAUCUCUGUGGCUGGGCUGCUCCAGCCUGGCGGACAGCAUGCCCUCGCUGCGAUGCCUGUAUAACCCAGGGACUGGCGCACUCCCAGCUUUCCAGAACUCCUCUGAGAGAGAAGACUGUAAUAAUGAUGAGCCCCCUAGGAAGAUCAUUCCUGAGAAGAAUUCACUUAGACAGACCUACAACAGCUGUGCCAGACUGUGCUUAAACCAGGAAACAGUAUGUCUAGGAAGCACGGCUAUGAAGACUGAAAAUUGUGUGGCCAAAACAAAACUUGCCAAUGGCACUUCCAGUAUGAUUGUGCCCAAGCAGAGAAAACUGUCAGCAAGCUAUGAGAAGGAGAAGGAGCUCUGCGUCAAGUACUUUGAGCAGUGGUCUGAGUCUGACCAGGUGGAGUUUGUGGAGCACCUCAUCUCCCAGAUGUGUCACUACCAGCACGGACAUAUAAACUCGUACCUCAAGCCCAUGUUACAGAGGGACUUCAUCACUGCACUGCCAGCUCGGGGAUUGGAUCACAUUGCUGAGAACAUCCUGUCCUACCUGGAUGCCAAAUCGCUGUGUGCCGCUGAGCUGGUGUGCAAGGAGUGGUACCGCGUGACGUCGGACGGCAUGCUGUGGAAGAAGCUGAUCGAGAGGAUGGUCAGGACAGACUCGCUGUGGAGGGGGUUGUCAGAGAGGAGAGGAUGGGGACAAUACCUAUUUAAAAAUAAACCCCCUGAUGGGACUGCUCCGCCCAACUCCUUCUACAGAGCACUUUACCCCAAAAUUAUACAGGAUAUAGAGACAAUAGAGUCAAACUGGCGGUGUGGGAGGCACAGUUUACAGAGAAUCCACUGCCGUAGUGAGACAAGCAAAGGCGUUUAUUGUUUACAGUACGAUGAUCAGAAGAUAGUCAGUGGCCUACGAGACAACACUAUCAAGAUCUGGGAUAAAAAUACGUUAGAAUGCAAACGAAUUCUCACUGGACACACGGGUUCUGUCCUGUGCCUGCAGUAUGAUGAGCGGGUGAUCAUCACUGGAUCUUCAGACUCGACUGUCAGGGUGUGGGAUGUGAACGCAGGCGAGAUGCUGAACACACUGAUUCACCACUGUGAAGCAGUGCUGCACCUCCGCUUCAAUAACGGCAUGAUGGUGACGUGUUCCAAAGACCGUUCCAUUGCUGUGUGGGACAUGGCUUCACCAACAGACAUCACCCUGAGGAGGGUGCUCGUAGGGCACCGCGCUGCUGUCAACGUAGUGGACUUUGAUGACAAGUACAUCGUGUCAGCGUCAGGUGACAGAACUAUAAAGGUAUGGAACACUAGUACCUGCGAAUUUGUGCGCACCUUAAAUGGCCACAAACGAGGCAUUGCAUGUCUGCAGUACAGAGACAGGCUAGUAGUGAGCGGCUCUUCAGAUAAUACUAUCAGGCUGUGGGAUAUCGAGUGUGGGGCAUGUUUGCGAGUACUGGAAGGCCACGAAGAGCUGGUGAGAUGCAUCCGCUUUGAUAACAAGAGGAUAGUCAGCGGGGCAUAUGAUGGGAAAAUUAAGGUGUGGGAUCUGGUGGCUGCUUUGGACCCCCGUGCUCCAGCAGGGACCCUCUGCUUACGAACCCUUGUGGAGCAUUCUGGAAGAGUUUUUCGACUUCAGUUUGACGAGUUCCAGAUUGUCAGCAGCUCACAUGAUGACACCAUCCUCAUCUGGGAUUUUCUGAAUGACCCAGCUGCCCAAGCAGAAUCCACUCGUUCCCCAUCCAGAACAUACACCUACAUCUCAAGAUAAAUAACAGUACACUGUACCUCACACUCGCACAGGACUCAUUUAAGCUGCAGUAUUUAUAUUAUCUGCCAAUGCCAGGACAAAAGAACUAUCCACGUAACCAAUACUUGCCGAAGAGAGAAGGCUCUCAGACUUGUUUCUGGAACAAAGUUGGCAUGCGGUUGAUCUCAGACAGGGUCUACUCAGCGUGGCUGACUGCUAAAGUGCUGCUAUAUCAGAAGAUGACUUUUAUCUUUCGUGAACUAAUAACAUUUUUAAACCUCCCCAUCCCUUUCCUCCCUCAUUCCCAUUUUCCUGUUCACUCCCCUUCCUUUUACCCUGUUUGGUUUCCCUCCAAACCCAGUCACAGAUGUCCUGUGAAUAUAUUUAAGAUGUUGCCAGAAUGUGUUGCUUUGCUGUUAAGCAGAAGACUUACAGUCACAGUUCACCCUGUUGGGAGAGUCACCUCAGGGUGGGAGGGUGGGUGGGGAGGAGGCUGCUACUCUCCCACUGAAAUCCAUCUCCAUUGCUAGCCUUUUUAAAAGCAUUCAGCUCUGAAGAGCGACAGAAACGCCAGACCUCACCCCCCACACCCACUGCAGCUUUUGGCUGUUCUGACCAUUCUUUUGGAGGGAGGACCCUUGAAAUUUGACUAUGAUGAGCCAAAUCCAUCUCUGUUCUCUCCUGCCUGCUCUGCUAACCCUCUGAAAGCUGGAUGUGCAUUGUAGUCUCCUUUAACAUCUGCUUGGCUGGGGAACGCUAUUCAGUGAAAAGUUAAGCUCUCCUCUUGCAAAGUCCCAAGCAUGAGGGACUGGGGCUGAUGUCCAGCUCCCCCUAUCCUGGUGCAGCAUUGUCUGAGGGCAGUAUUUCCCUAACAAAGGAAUCAUUUGUGCAAAGGACAAUCUAACCCCUGUUUUUCUCCCUGAAGGCAGUGUGUUGCCAAUGGCUUAGGAACCGUUCUCUGUUUUGGAUGAGGUUUGAGGCUGGGGCGAGGAGGGGAGCUGGAUAUGCCCCUGCCUUUCCAUCCAAAAGCACAGUCCCCUGGUGAUGGCAGGUGGGUAGUGGUGGCCAUGAGCACAGGCAGUAGGGUUAGCAGUUCUGCAGCAUAUCUGGGGCUGGCCUUGCUAAAAAGCCUUAGGUGGGAGGGAUAAGAUUGCCUUUGUGUGUGCUUCUCUAACCUGUGUGCAUGCUGCAUUGCGGUUUAGGGACACAGGAUGAUUAGUCCCUUUGCUGGUAGCUGAGCUGGAUCUUUGCUCUCUAGCUGAGCCUUUUGCAAAUUGCUGUUGUUUAGAAGAUAAAAAUAGCCCUGGAGGGGAGGGACGUGUGAAACAAUUCUGCAUGUCUCUGAACUAGACAGAGAUCUGAUGUGACACGGCUCUUUUUACUGAGCUGAAGGGAAUUGCAGCAGGCCUGCAACUGGAUUAGGAAAGGGUGUAUAUCAGUCCCUGGCCAUUCCAGGCCAUGCCCACAUCUUAAAUAACCCUCAAUGCUUCAGUGGGGAGUUCCAGUCCUGCAGUGGGAAACAGGGUCCUUUGUCUCUGGGCUGGAAGGGUUUUAAAAGGGUUUAAAAGGGUUUAAAAGCGUUUCUAAUACCCUUUAAACUUGGAACUUGGCAGAUGGGAUGUUUUAUUCAGCUAUUCUCAUCAGUUUCACUUUGCUAGGAAAGCAGUUGUGUUGUUUCUAAUUGCUUGGGAUGUGUUUUUUCCACCAAUGAAGUUUUGCAAGGAGCUGGACCCAGAGAGCAGUCCAGAGGGCUUAAAUUCUUCUGGUGAUGGUCAGGAUGGACAAGAUGGCAAUGGAUAUAUGGGGGAAUGGAAAGCAGGUGCUUGGGGAGCACCUGGUGUAGUUCCUGAAAUGCAUGAGCAGCAGUGCUGAGCACCCAGCUCCUGUAUUUUCAUUGAGCACGGAGACUGCAUCAGUUCAAAGGAGCAGCUAAGAGCAUGUGAUGACACUCCCGUUUUCUGUUUGAACUAUUGCUGUAAAAAGGGUCUCACAGGUUAGCUCUACUCUGCUCAGGUAGCACUGACAGUAUGACUUACCUCUGCAGAGUCCUGAAUGUUCUGGAUCAUAAUAAUAUGUUCAUCUGCAACUAAUGAUGCUACUUUUGAGUCUAAGAAGGUUGCUGUGGAUUUCAGACAGUUAUACAUAUCAGGUGCACUGCAGUCCCAGAGCAAAACUGGCAGGGGAGCAGAAAGCAUCCAGGUUUACACCCCAGACUUCUCUCAGUUGAAGUUCAGAGUCUAAUUCUUAAUCCUACUUGCACGUGGUUCCUCUUAGUUCAGUUACUACAAGGUCUGCAGCAUGGUUACAUAUCAGUAGGGGAUAAACCUUGGCUUCAGAUCUAAUAGUCACUUUCCUCAUCUUGUCUGGUUGUCCUCUGUCUUUUAUGUUUAGGUUACUGUGGAAAACAGUGAUCUGUUACUCCAGCCUCUGACAGCUGCAGAACUUCCUAAUAUUUUAGUUGCUUGCAUCUUUGUGGGUAGCACCUGCAGAGGUAUGUUUUUAUUUUACCAUCUGCAGAAGUCUGGGAGAACUAGAAGACUGGCUGGCCAGGCGCAGGGAGCGCACUGGUGCAGAUUGCCAUGGUUGUCAUAGCCCUGCUGCUCCAUGCUGCUGUGUUGUAACUUCUAAGUGCUGGGUAUUUCAAGUGGUACUGUAGUUUAAACUCUGCUGUCUAGAGCUGUUUAAGGUACAGGUACAGUUUGUGACAACAGCUGAACUCCCGUUUUUUGGCAAACAUAGGAACAGUGUCUCCCCUUCAAGUAGGGGCUGUGUCUGGGUACUUCAUACAGAACUGCAGGAGGGUGAGGAUUCUGAACCCAUCCCUGAGUUGUACACAUUUUCUGAUAGCUAGGAAGGAAACUGAAGUGAACUGAUGUAACUUGAACUUGAAGCUGCCACAGGCUGGCACUUGGUGGUGUUCAUUGUGCACCCAGGGAGGAGCAAUCUGGUAAGUACAUCUCCCAGAGUCAGAGGAGAGUGGCUUUUUCAAACUUCCCCCCCCCGUAGGAUACAUGUGCUUGUGUGUGUGAGAGUGCAAGAACACCUGUGAGAGAGGUUUCAGCAUGAACUGAAUGGGUAAUCCCUCAGCCAGGUUGGAGUAAUUGCAGAGCUUAUGAUGAAAAGAGCUAGCACCUGCCUGCAGAAAGGAGAUAAAAGGGGCUGGAGGUGUCUGUGGGCUUUAAGUGUUGCACAUCACUUUGAAAUGAAAUACCUCUGCUGCAUAGAGAUCAUCACUUCUCCCACAAGCAGGGAGCUCGCAGAGCUUUCCCCUUGGACUGCGGGAUCCAAGUACUGCAGGUGUGGGACAUCAGAGCAGGACAGUUCCUCUAGCCACACCGUCUACUGCUUGUGACUCCUUUGGCAAUAGGACACCGUCUUGCUGCAAAUAUUUCUCAUCCUCAGAGGAAUUCAGCUUGCUUUAAAAUAUGCAAAUAGAAAAUGGCACGAAGGAAUUUGCAGCGAGAGAACUUGUGCGGCUGUCUCCUCCCCAUUAACCUUCAGGGACAGACACGUCCGCUACUGGAAGGGAAGGAUGCAGGUGACAAGUUGAGAAGCCUGAUCAUCAGAAAUGUUGAAAUGCUUUACACUUGUUCCUAAACUGGAAGCUGACUUGGACCACCGUGCUCCACCUACCUGCCACCUGCUCCUGCUCUAAAGGAUCCUUUUUUCUUUUUUUUUUCUUUUUUUUUUUUUUU
Messenger RNA from Phasianus colchicus (ring-necked pheasant), 5574 nucleotides. RefSeq names its product beta-transducin repeat containing E3 ubiquitin protein ligase (gene BTRC). Gene Ontology annotation, molecular function: protein dimerization activity. Lineage: Eukaryota; Metazoa; Chordata; Aves; Galliformes; Phasianidae. The record is from RefSeq and is a predicted model, not a curated record.